CCUUGCUGAAGAUCCGAUCCAACACGGGCCAGUGUGCACAGCCAUCCCGAUCCAUACAGACCAUCUGUCUGCCCCCAGUGUAUGGAGAUGCCCGUUUUGGCACAAGCUGUGAGAUUACUGGCUUCGGAAAAGAGAAUUCCACCGACUAUCUCUAUCCAGAGCAGCUGAAAAUGACCGUUGUGAAGCUGGUUUCCCACCAGGAGUGUCAGCAGCCCCACUACUAUGGGUCUGAAGUCACCACCAAAAUGCUGUGUGCCGCUGACCCACAGUGGGAGACAGAUUCCUGCCAGGGAGACUCAGGGGGGCCCCUGGUCUGCUCCACCAAAGGCCGCCUGACUCUGACUGGGAUUGUGAGCUGGGGGAGUGGAUGUGCCUUCAAGGACAAGCCAGGAGUCUACACGAGGGUCUCACACUUCCUGCCCUGGAUCCGCACUCACACUGGGGAAGACAAUGGCCUAACCCUGUGAGGGCCCCCA
Messenger RNA from Galeopterus variegatus (Sunda flying lemur), 476 nucleotides. Its product is annotated as urokinase-type plasminogen activator-like. The record is from RefSeq and is a predicted model, not a curated record. Lineage: Eukaryota; Metazoa; Chordata; Mammalia; Dermoptera; Cynocephalidae. The transcript is spliced from 3 exons. Gene Ontology annotation, molecular function: serine-type endopeptidase activity. Gene Ontology annotation, biological process: fibrinolysis; plasminogen activation; regulation of cell adhesion mediated by integrin. The annotation marks the transcript as partial.